UCCAAUGUCCAAAUGAUCGUUACGCUUGGCACGACAAGCACGACCAAAAAAACUCAAGUACUGCAAAAGUGCUCUGGUUUUUAACAGACGAGAAGUUUCAGCAGAAUUCUCAGAAUUAUCGGUAUCAAGGGCAUAGGAAGAUAAUUGUUUGUGGCUCUUAGCAUCAUAUUUUCAAACUGAUUCCAAAUUAUCGUGUGAGACGAACGGUUGGUGCACGAAAGGAGAGCAUCUAGACGAUUCGUACAUUCAGACCAUUGAAGGAGUUCACAUUUCAACAGUAAAAUUUAGUGAAGUGCUUUCUAUUUUUCUGCGACCAUCGUUCCCGGAACAAUGCCGCAAACAAAUGAAUAUGGUCAACCAGUUGGUGAUGCUGUGCCCGAUUGGAAGCCACGUCCUCCACCGGCGCCCGUAACACUAAACGGUCGUUCAUGUCGUCUCGAACCACUGAAUACAAACAAACAUGCUGACGAUCUUCACGCAGCUUUCAGCCAUGACGAUGGUCGUCUCUGGACUUACAUGCCAGAUGGUCCGUUCCCCAAUAUACAGGAAUUUCGAAAAUUCAUCGACGCGGAAGUGUGCAAUGAUUUUCAAGAUUUCGCCAUAGUCGAUUUGGCUACAGGAAAACCCGUUGGAAUGAUAGCACUCAAGGAACCCGAUCCGCAAAAUGGAGUAGUUGAAGGCGGGCGAGCUGUUUUUUCUCCGUUGCUUCAGCAAUCGAUACUCUCAACUGAAGCACAGUUCCUGUUAGCUUCGUAUGUCUUCGAUCAUUUGGGCUAUCGAUGUUAUAAAUGGCGUUGCGGCAGUCAUAAUGCAUCGGCACGGAAAGCUGUCGAACGAUUGGGAUUCAAAUUGGAUGGUGUAUUUUGCAAGGCAAGAGUUCAAAAAGGCCGAAACUUUGAUGAAGCUUGGUUUUCAAUUACUGAUGACAGGUGGCCUGCAAUAAGAUCCACUCUGCAAACUUGGCAUGCAUUAGACAAUUUCGAUGCACAAGGCCGACAAAUCAGAAAAUUAGAAGAUAUACGAAGAGCAAUCGAUCGAAACAUUAAUGGAAUUCCUUCUUCACUCUGAGAAUAAAUGUUGAAUAUACUCACAUUUUUGAAAUUUAGCAUUUGUCGAAUAUUUGUUAUCUUUAAUUCACGCGAUU
Messenger RNA from Bradysia coprophila, 1144 nucleotides. RefSeq lists its product as uncharacterized. The record is from RefSeq and is a predicted model, not a curated record. NCBI's taxonomy places the organism in Eukaryota, Metazoa, Arthropoda, Insecta, Diptera, Sciaridae. Gene Ontology annotation, molecular function: protein N-terminal-serine acetyltransferase activity; protein-N-terminal-alanine acetyltransferase activity.